This is a messenger RNA of Cajanus cajan (pigeon pea), 2220 nucleotides long. The record is from RefSeq and is a predicted model, not a curated record. NCBI's taxonomy places the organism in Eukaryota, Viridiplantae, Streptophyta, Magnoliopsida, Fabales, Fabaceae.
AUGAGUCUGAUAGAUUUAUCCAGAAUUCUUUGAUCCACAUGUAUGCUUCUUGUGGGAAUAUUGUGUGGGCUCAAAGGGUAUUUGAUAGUAUACAGGGGAAAAAUUUGGUUUCAUGGAAUUCCAUGUUGGAUGGCUAUGCUAAGUGUGAAGAAAUGGCUAUGGCUCAGAAAGUUUUUGAGUCCAUGCCAGAGAAGGAUGUUCGGUCAUGGAGCUCUUUGAUUGACGGUUAUGUUAAGGCUGGGGAAUGUGGGGAAGCUAUGGCUAUCUUUGAAAAGAUGCGGGCUGUUGGGCCCAAAGCCAAUGAAGUCACCAUGGUGAGUGUCUCAUGUGCCUGUGCACACCUGGGUGCUUUAGAGAAGGGGAGAAUGAUACACAAGUACAUAGUUGACAGUGGAUUGCCAUUGACAUUGGUCUUGCAGACUUCUCUUGUGGACAUGUAUGCCAAAUGUGGGGCAAUAGAGGAGGCUUUGCUUGUAUUCCGUGGUGUCUCUAAGAGUCAAUCCGAUGUGUUGAUUUGGAAUGCAAUGAUCGGAGGUCUUGCAAUGCAUGGUUUAGUUGAAGAAUCCCUUAAAUUGUUUAGGGAAAUGCAAAUAGCUGGUGUUGUGCCUGAUGAGGUCACAUACUUGUGCUUGUUGGCUGCCUGUGCCCAUGGAGGGUUAGUUAAAGAAGCUUGGUAUUUCUUUGAGAGUCUUAGUAAAUGUGGCAUGACACCUACAAGCGAACACUGUGCUUGCAUGGUAGAUGUGCUGGCACGUGCAGGUCAAUUAACCACUGCAUACCAAUUUAUUUGCCAAAUGCCCAUAGAGCCAACAGCUUCCAUGUUAGGUGCUCUUCUUAGUGGCUGUAUUAACCAUAGAAAUUUAGCUCUUGCAGAAAUAGUUGGCAGGAAGCUUAUCGAGUUAGAACCAAAUCAUGAUGGUAGAUAUAUUGGCUUAUCAAAUGUUUAUGCGGUUGACAAACGCUGGGAUGAUGCAAGAAGCAUGAGAGAAGCUAUGGAGAAAAGAGGGGUGAAAAAAUCACCUGGGUUUAGUUUUGUUGAAAUAGCUGGAAUCCUUCAUAGAUUUAUUGCUCACGAUAAAUCACAUUAUGACUCAGAGGAAACUUAUUCUAUGCUAAAUUUUGUUGUCUAUCAAAUGAAAUUUAGCUGUCUCAAAGACAAUCAUGAAAGAUCAUUGAAUGAUACAUCAAUGGAAGAUGACUUGCAUCUCUUUUGAGUAGAUGGUGUUAAAAGUUUGUACCAAUAUUAUUUUUGGAAGAAUUAUCAUCUGGAGCUCAAAGUCAUUUAUCAGAUCAGAAGUCCUUUUAGUUAUGGGUUUAGCAAAACUUUUAGUUAUGUGUUUUUGGAGUUCAGAGAUUUUUCCUGCCUUAAAAUUGAGGCACCAUUCUCUCACCAUAAUUUUUUUCUUCAAAAAAAAAAAAGAAAAAAAUUCAGGCAAUAUGAAGGUUACAACUCGUUAAAUGUAAAUUUUUGAACUGUAACUACCAGUUAAUGAGUGGGAAAAAAAUUUGCACUCCCAAAUAGUUAGAUGUACUGCUUCUUUUAUUGCAAUGUAUUUUUAUCUUUUGUUCCUGUUGCAGAUAUAUCGUCAGCUAAAAUUAAAAUGAUAAGUGACCAAUAUGACAUGAGUUAAUCAAUUCGAUCUUUAUUGGAAUUGGAUACAGUGGUCACAGUGAAAUAUAUCAAGUAUUCUUGUUAUCUGAAAUGAACUUGAUGUUCCAGGUUCAGAUUUUUUGCUUGCUGAUGUUCCAGAUGGAGAUACAUUAGGUGCAGUGGAAUGCAGAAAGGGUGGAAAUCAUUAAAGAGUGAUUAAAGAAAUCAACCUUCCCAGGCUUUGGAAGAAUGGUGCGACUCCAAUAUAUAGAGGAAUUUAAUAGCCUCCAAGAGCAUGGGAAUAAACAUGAUGACAUGUUUUUCACUUUUGCUUGUUUUAAAUUUCCCAAUGUGGAAACUUACAUGUAAUCUUACUGGACCAACUGCCAAGUGUGGUGAUAUUCGUUCAUAGAACUUGUUUAGAUACAAGUUAAAAGUAUUUUUUUUUAGAGUUUUUCUAUUGAAAAUAAAUAGUAUUUUUUGGUAGAAAAAUUCUCAAAAGUAUUUUUAAACUUGUAUCCAAAUAGGUUCAUAGUUAUGGAUUCACCUCAUUCUAUUGUAAAUUGGGAAAAUAUCAGAUCAAUUUUGUUGCAGUCAAAUGGCCAUAUUUUACACGUUGAUUCCUUUCA